CUGUAACCUGUUGUUUUCUCAAUGCAGCUUCCAAGGAACUGGAUGCAUUUGCAUUUCUUGCGAGCAAUUGGAACUGCAAUGUCUAUGAGAGCAGGUAUUGCUGCAGAUGCAGCAGCAGCUUUACUUUUUCGAAUACUUUCACAGCCUGCACUGCUUUUUCCUCCUCUAAGACAAGCUGAAGGUGUUGAAGUUCAACAUGAACCUCUGGGUGGUUAUAUUUCGUUGCAUAAAAAGCAGAUAGAAGUGCCUGUUGCUGAAGCAACUAUUGAGGCCACAGCCCAAGGGAUUGCAUCAAUGUUUUGUUCCCAUGGUCCGGAAGUUGAAUGGAGAAUUUGUAUAAUCUGGGAAGCUGCUUAUGGCCUGAUUCCCUUAAGUUCAUCAGCUGUUGAUCUUCCUGAAAUCAUAGUAGCAACACCACUACAGCCUCCUGUUUUGUCAUGGAGCCUGUACCUACCACUCCUUAAGGUUUUAGAGUAUCUUCCUCGAGGAAGUCCAUCUGAAGCAUGUCUCAUGAGAAUAUUUGUUGCUACUGUUGAAGAGAUUCUUCGGCGAACAUUUCCACCUCAAUCCUCAAGAGAACAGACAAGAAAGUCAAGAUAUAUUUUUGAGGUUGGGUCCACCUCCAAGAACCUUGCAGUGGCUGAGCUCCGUACAAUGGUCCAUUCACUGUUCGUAGAAUCAUGUGCCUCUAUUGAUCUUGCAUCACGCCUGUUGUUUGUUGUGAUAACUGUCUGUGUCAGUUACGAAGCCCAGCCCAAUGGGAGCAAGAAACCCAGAGGAAGUGAAACUUAUCCUCCCAAUGAAGUCACUGAAGACUGGCAGGUAUUAAAUGAGAAGCAAAGGGACAUGAGAAAUAGAAAAGUAAAAAAGCAGGGGCCUGUUGCAGCUUUUGAUUCUUACGUUCUGGCUGCUGUUUGUGCUUUGGCCUGUGAACUUCAGUUGUUGCCAUUGAUUUCAAAGGGUGGUAAAGGUUCAGAUUGUAAGGACGAACUAACUGCAUCCAAACCUAUGAAAAUAAAUGGAUCAUCAAAUAAUUUUCGAAAUGGUAUUGCGGCUGCAAUUCACCAUACACGUAGGAUAUUAGGAAUUUUGGAGGCACUUUUUUCGUUGAAGCCAUCUUCUGUUGGCACCUCAUGGAGUUACAGUUCCAACGAGAUAGUAGCUGCAGCAAUGGUUGCCGCUCAUGUUUCAGAACUGUUUAGACGGUCAAAGGCCUGCAUGCAUGCUCUAUCCAUUUUGAUGCGAUGCAAGUGGGAUAAGGAAAUAUGCACUAGGGCCUCUUCUCUCUAUAGCCUCAUUGACAUCCAUGGUAAAACUGUUGCUUCCAUUGUUCAUAAUGCAGAACCUCUAGAAGCACACUUGGUCCUUGCACCAGUACGGAAAGAAGCCCCAGUAUGUUUGUCUGCCAAGAAUCAAGGAAAUUGUUCAAACACUAACUGCAUAGAACCAGAGCAUUCCUCAACUGUACGGCGUGGUGGUGAUAAUGACUCUCCAUAUUCCAAAAGUUUCCUUAAAUGUGAGAAAGCAUCGCUCUCAAAUGAUGUUAUAGAAAAUACCUUGGGGAAAUCUAUUGCAGGUUUAUCAAUGGAUGCUUCAGAGUUAGCAAAUUUCCUGACAAUGGACAGACACAUAGGAUUUAAUUGCCGUGCACAAGUUCUUCUACGAACUGUACUUACAGAGAAACAAGAGUUAUGUUUCUCUGUUGUUUCACUUCUGUGGCACAAGUUGAUUGCAUCACCAGAAACACAGCUGAGUGCUGAGAGCACUUCUGCCCAACAGGGGUGGAGACAGGUAGUCGAUGCAUUAUGCAAUGUUGUUUCAGCAUCACCGACAAAAGCAUCAACUGCAAUUGUUCUCCAGGCGGAGAGGGAAUUGCAGCCUUGGAUUGCCAGGGAUGAUGAGCAAGGUCAAAAGAUGUGGAGAAUUAAUCAGAGAAUAAUAAAAUUAAUUGUGGAGCUUAUGAGAAAUCAUGAUAAUCCAGAAUCGUUAGUAAUUCUGGCAAGCGCUUCAGAUCUUCUUUUACGUGCCACUGAUGGAAUGCUCGUUGAUGGGGAAGCAUGCACUUUACCACAGCUAGAGCUCCUGGAAGCAACAGCUAGAGCAAUUAAGCUUGUGCACAAAUGGGGAGAAUCUGGGUUAUCAGUUGCAGAUGGCCUUUCAAAUCUGUUGAAGUGCCGCUUACCAGCUACUGUCCGCUGCCUUUCUCAUCCAAGUGCUCAUGUCCGUGCUCUUAGCAUAUCAGUCCUGCGCGAUGUAUUGCUUAUCUCUUCAAUUGACUCCAAUUCUAGACAAGAAGACAUACAUGAUAUACAAGAUCCCCACUACCGGUACUUGAGUUCAGGCAUUACUAACUGGCAUGCCGGCAUUGAAAAAUGUUUAACGUGGGAGGCUCGUAGUCGGAUAGCAUCUGGAAUGGCAAUUACAUUUCUUGAUGCCGCUGCCAAGGAGUUGGGCUGUGCACUAUUACCCUUUGAGAUUAACCCAAGGUGAUCAAGGAUCAGCCCUUGCCAAAGUUAUUACACAGGAUCAGGUCUUGUCAAAUGUAUUCAGUUCUAAUCCAUUAGCAUCUGACUGCCAAUUUAAUUUCAAUAAUAGAGUUAUCAUUGAACUGCAAUUUAACCAGUCAACAGUUGUUAUGGACAGAAGCCAGAGUGACAUAACCAUCCAUUUAAUCCCUCUCAUGGAAGGAUGAUUUAUAUACA
This is a messenger RNA of Telopea speciosissima, 2702 nucleotides long. Its product is annotated as protein GIGANTEA-like. Lineage: Eukaryota; Viridiplantae; Streptophyta; Magnoliopsida; Proteales; Proteaceae. The record is from RefSeq and is a predicted model, not a curated record. The transcript has 6 exons. Gene Ontology annotation, cellular component: nucleus. Gene Ontology annotation, biological process: regulation of long-day photoperiodism, flowering; response to stress; regulation of circadian rhythm. The coding region runs from base 22 to 2490 and encodes 822 amino acids.